Molecule: messenger RNA, 1629 nt
Organism: Thunnus maccoyii (southern bluefin tuna)
Lineage: Eukaryota; Metazoa; Chordata; Actinopteri; Scombriformes; Scombridae
Product: tripartite motif-containing protein 16-like protein
Exons: 2
Coding region: 6-1499 (497 amino acids)
Molecular function (GO): protein binding; zinc ion binding
Source: RefSeq, a predicted model, not a curated record
GUGAAAUGGCACAGAAAGGAGAUCGGCUGUACCGAGAAACAAUCAGCUGUUCAAUCUGUCUGGAUCUACUGACGGAUCCGGUGACUAUUCCCUGUGGACACAGCUACUGCAUGAGCUGUAUUAAAGAGUUCUGGGAUGGAAAGAGAAGGAUCUACAGCUGCCCUCAGUGCAGAAAGACCUUCAAACCGAGGCCUGCCCUGGUGAAAAGCACCAUAUUAGCAGCUUUAGUGGAACAGCUGAAGAAGAAGACUGGACCCAAAGCUUCUCGUAAACUCCAGGAGAACAUCUGCUCUCGUCAUGAUGAGGUGAUGAAGAUGUUCUGCCGUACUGAUCAGCAGAGUAUCUGUUAUCUCUGCUCUGUGGAUGAACAUAAAGGCCAUGACACAGUCUCAGCUGCAGCAGAAAGGACUGAGAGGCAGAGAGAGAUCGAAGUGAGUCUGCGACAAAUCCAGCAGAGAAUCCAGGACAGAGAGAAAGAUGUGAAGCUGCUUCAACAGGAAGUGGAGGCCUUCAAUCGCUCUGCUGAUAAAGCAGUGGAGGACAGUGGGGAAAUCUUCACUGAACUGAUCCAUCUCAUCAGGAAAAGAAGCUCUGAUGUGAAGCAGCAGAUCAGAUCCCAGCAGCAAACUGAAGUGAGUCCAGUCAAAGAGCUUCAGGAGAAGCUGGAGCAGGAGAUCACUGAGCUGAAGAGGAAAGACGCUGAACUGAAGCAGCUCUCACAUACAGAGGAUCACAUCCAGUUUCUACACAACUACCCCUCACUGUCACAACUCAGUGCAUCUAAAGACUCAUCCAGCAUCAACAUCUGUCCUCUGCGCUACUUUGAGGAUGUGACAGCAGCUGUGUCAGAGCUCAGAGAUAAACUUCAGGACAUCCUGAAGCAGAAAUGGACAAACAUCUCACUGACAGUGACUGAAGUGGAGGUUUUACUGUCAGAACCAGAACCCAAGACCAGAGCUGAAUUCUUAAAAUAUUCAUGUGAAAUUACUCUGGAUCCAAACACAGUAAACACAUGGCUGUUACUAUCUGAGGGGAACAGAAAAACAGAACAAACGAGACAAAAACAGUCUUAUUCUAAUCAUCCGGACAGAUUCACUGAUUGGCGUCAGGUCCUUAGUGGGGAGAGUCUGACUGGACGCUGUUACUGGGAGGUGGAGAGGAGAGGGAGAGGAGUUUGUGUAGCAGUCGCAUACAAAAAUAUCAGCAGAGCAGGAGGAUCAAUUCAUUGUGGAUUUGGAUUCAGUUACAAAUCUUGGGCUUUAUAUUGUGACACCAACUGUUAUGAAUUUUGGUUCAACAAUAUCUCAACUCGUGUCUCAGGUCCUGGUUCCUCCAGAGUGGGAGUGUACCUGGAUCACAGAGCAGGUAUUCUGUCCUUCUACAGCGUCUCUGAAACCAUGACUCUCCUCCACAGAGUCCAGACCACAUUCACUCAGCCUCUCUAUGCUGGACUUUGUCCUUAUUAUGGAGACACAGCUGAGUUCUGUAAACUCAAAUAGACAGAAGUCAUGUCAGACUUCUGUGUUGUAAUUCGUUCCUGUGAUGGUGUUUCUGAACUGCACAGAGAUCAGUUGUCAGUCAAACUGGGAUUAUUAACACUUUUUUUUUCUUUUCAAUUAUUGUUCUGUU